Messenger RNA from Tribolium castaneum (red flour beetle), 3560 nucleotides. RefSeq names its product blistered (gene bs). Gene Ontology annotation, biological process: positive regulation of transcription by RNA polymerase II. Lineage: Eukaryota; Metazoa; Arthropoda; Insecta; Coleoptera; Tenebrionidae. Bases 126 to 1175 code for a protein of 349 amino acids. Gene Ontology annotation, molecular function: protein dimerization activity; DNA-binding transcription factor activity, RNA polymerase II-specific; RNA polymerase II cis-regulatory region sequence-specific DNA binding. The transcript is spliced from 3 exons. The record is from RefSeq and is a predicted model, not a curated record.
GCGCGCUGGGCGGCGCAGUCAGUCGAGCUCUGGGUUGUAUUGUGUGCUCAGCUGUGUUUGUGUGUACUCCUAGUGCUGUAUACACUUUGUGCGGUGUUGUUAUUGUUGUCAAACUGUGGUGCGAAAUGGAACCACCUGGCGGGAGGGAUUCCCGAUUCAACCUGGGCUACAGCAUGAACCUGCUGUCGGGGGAGACCCCGCCCGAGAUCUACGGCAACCCUGGCCUGGGGCGGCCCUCCACCAGCCUGCAGCAGCUGUCGCCGCGCCACACCAUGGUGUCGAGUGCGUGUGGAGGGCGCUCCCUGAAGGGCGACCUCUGCUACGACGACCGCGGCAUGCCCCAGCAGGGCAUGGGGCUGGAGGCGUGCGGCGUCAACGACAUCUCCGAAGACACCUACAAUGCCCUCCAGCCCAAGAAGUCGCCGCCGAGUAACGGCAAAAAGACCAAAGGCAGGGUCAAGAUCAAGAUGGAAUACAUCGAAAACAAGUUGCGGCGGUACACCACGUUCUCAAAGAGGAAGACUGGCAUCAUGAAGAAGGCCUACGAGCUGUCGACCCUCACCGGGACGCAGGUGAUGCUCCUGGUGGCGUCGGAGACGGGGCACGUGUACACCUUCGCAACCCGCAAACUCCAACCCAUGAUAACCAGCGAGGCUGGCAAAGCCCUGAUCCAGACCUGCUUGAACUCCCCGGAUCCUCCGGCGGGUUCGGCGUCCGGUGACCAGCGAAUGUCGGCCACCGGCUUCGAGGAAACGGAACUCACCUACAACAUCAGCGACGAGGACUCCAAAGACGACAAUAUGUCGGGCGGCGAAUCGAGCGACAGCAGCGACGCCGACGCCCACGAAGACGAGCCCGAGGGUGCUUUCGCGCCUCCGGCGUCCAAAGCUGCCACUCCUCCGCCCUCCUCCACGUCCUCCAGCACGGCAACGUCAGCACCGGCGACGACGACGACGACGACGAAAUCGCCGUCGUCGUCCUCCUCCCAGCCCCCCAUCAUCUCGCCCCUGGUGUACCAAACCCCCCAAGGCAUGAUGUACGCGACUCCGUCGAACGGAGGCGUCAUCUUCAGCCUCGCCCAGACGGACUCAGCGCACCCCCAGUUCAUUACGAUACCGCUGUCGAUGGUGGCGGCCAACGGCCAAGGGGAACUUGACCUGUCGAAACGGAAGUGACCGGCGAAUAAGAUUAUUGGCACGUUGCGGGCUUCCGUCGACUUUGUUUCAAAUGUGCGCUUCAGUUUCCUUUUCCGGUUAUUGAGGCGGACGUGAUGUGCCCGUUUCCGUAUUCAAAAAUCGGACGCGCAUCGCUAUUUUUUAUUUGCUAACAGGCCGAAGAAGAGGCAAGGGACACUUCAAAGCAAUAACUAUACCAAGACAGAAUCGGUUUUGAAUUUGUUUUAAAUUUUCAUCUGUUGCACCAUGACAAACAGGAGUGUCGAAAAAUAUUUAUUAAUUUAUGUAGAUUCUUGACACUAAAAGCUAUGGUGGAAUGGAUAUUAACGUAUUUUUUCAAACUGCUACUUUCAGAAAAACGCCUGGUGACCGGAUACUUAAGGCAAGUAUUCACCCAUUGGCAUCUACACUUUUUCUAUACACUUGAGUAAUAUUGAAUGGCCUAUACAGUUAAUCAGAUUUUAUUAGGAAGAAAUCGAAGACUGAAAAUUCUUUAUGACGUCACCAAAUUACCAAAACAAUUCAUUUUCAAUCACAACUAUGCCACGCUACAUUUUUUACCUACCAUUCAUUCGCAGACGGUGAAUAAUUUUUUUAUCUGGAAAAAUUAACCAAUUCUAAACGCUUUCGAUUUUGAUAUUUCUGCGUUACAUAUUAUGUUAGGAAAGUUUUAGGAAAUGAAAUUAUAUGAACAUUAAAAAACUCAUGAACAAUUUUACACCUCUUUGAGAACCUGAUGUUCAAUUUCGAACCGUAAACUUGAAUUUUUUUUAUUUUUGUUCUCAAGCAAAUAUACGAUAAAUCUGUUAAAGUAUAUUUUUACUGAAUCUCAAAAAUUAAUAAUAACGCAGUAGUAAGCGUUUGCUACUAAAUCGUUUAUUUUUCUCUAAGCAUCAGAAUUGUUCUACAAUUCCUUAUAAUCAAAAUUUAUUAUUAAGUUGUAGAAAAAUUCUGAAAAAUAUCACAGGCAUAAAAAAUACGGAAAAAUACAAUAUAUUGAAUAGCCUACGCGCAUUUUUGUGUGAUUUUUAGUUUCUGAAAUACAGCAAAAAUACUCUUACAGGAAUUAUCUUUUCCUAGUCAUCCUAACGUGGAGCGUAUACUCAUACACCAUUUCGUUAAAAAAGUGUUCAGAUCUUCCAAUAAAGACUAUAUUUUUUUUAGUUUUUCCAAAUUUGAAAUUUUACUGUGUGGUAGAAUAAAAAGAAAAUUCAUUUGAAACACUUUAGUUUUUUUAAUUCAGUUCAAAAUGGUUUUUCUAUGGUUCGGUGUCUUAUAGUCUAUAGAACAAGUAAAUUUUCAGCACUAUUUUUUCCUAAACGGUUUCUCGGAGCCUUAGAUGAGAAACAGAAAAUAUUGGUCACAAGAAAUGUUUUAACAGGGUAAAUGUUCCUUUCUGAAAAAUUGUAGCUUACUUAACAUGGAAAAGUAUUCACUUCAAUAAUAACAAUUUUUGUAGUACAAUGUGUUCAAGAAUGGUUGUUCAUCAAGUCGGCUAUGGAAUUCAAAUUUUUUGGACCGUUUUGUUCAAAUGACUAUUGUAGUCUGAGUUUUGUCAUCUCUGUCAAAUUUUUGAGUUAUAUUUUUACUUACUUUUUGCAUUUUUCGACAAAGUUGUUUCAACUGUAGGGUUUGUCUAAUAUUUCCGUGAUUUUUGAUGUUGUGCGUUCUUUCGUUUUUAGAUUCGAAGCCUUUUUGCAUUAUUUUGACGGAUCUGUCACUUCGACUGCAUUCACAAUUUAAAUUAAGCGGUACAUUACGUUCAAAUUUUAUAGGUGAUUUGAUGAACAACCAUUUUUGAACACACUGUAGAAUAAUGAUGUAAAAACUAUGCACUAAUUUACGUCCCCAGUUGGCAAAGUCAUAUAAUCGCGCUCCUAAUUGUGUUUGUUACUGCAAAAGUGACAAUAAUUCUUGCCAAAUUAUGAGGUGAAAUCGUACUUAUUUAUUGUAAUUAUAUUAUCACAACUACUCCUAGUUUCGUACUCGAUUUAGACUGAAAUUUGUUGGAACGACCGCUUCGUCCGCGCUCAUUCCGGCAAUUUUAAUUCUCUGCUUGUGUUAUAAAGCUAGUCAAUGCAUAAAUUUGUGUUUUUUUAGGUUGGUGUUACUAAUAUGUUGUUACAAAAAUGUUUAUCAGUUGAUUUUCUAUCGGCAUUUCCGUCAUUCCAAAAAAAGGGCAAUGUUUUCCUAGUGUCUUGUUAGCUGCUGAUGGCGACUCGACUGGAAAUAUUUUUGCGAAAUUGUUGAGAACAUUUUUAUUUAUUAAUUUAUUGGAUGCAGUUCGUAAAUAAAGGUGCCUUUAGAUAAUGUACAUGUAACAUAUCUUUUUUGAUAUUUAUCAUAUUUACAUAAUAAAAUUUAUGCAAAGCAGUGCUCAAACCA